Messenger RNA from Danaus plexippus (monarch butterfly), 4630 nucleotides. It is a transcript of the gene scra, whose product is annotated as anillin-like. The transcript has 20 exons. The coding region runs from base 183 to 3926 and encodes 1247 amino acids. The record is from RefSeq and is a predicted model, not a curated record. Gene Ontology annotation, biological process: mitotic cytokinesis; actomyosin contractile ring assembly; septin ring organization. Lineage: Eukaryota; Metazoa; Arthropoda; Insecta; Lepidoptera; Nymphalidae. Gene Ontology annotation, cellular component: actomyosin contractile ring.
AUUUCGGUUUGUUGUUAAUGUCAAAGUGGUAACGGUUGAAAUUACGUUGAAAGUGAAAACGGAUCUAACAUCAAUGAAUUUUAUUUUUGUUUACUAAAGUAUUUAAAAAAAGCUGCGUUAAUAUUAUGUGUGCCGUGUGAUUGUGUCUGUGAAUAUAUCAAAGUUACAAGCUUUUUUUGAACAUGGAGCCUUUUACUCAGAGAAUGUUAGAGCGAGCGCGGGCCAGACAAGAGAAAAUCGACCAAAAACUAGCGAAUUCCGGUCAAGCUGUUCCAAAACGCAAACCACUCCAAGAGAAUAUUAUUAAAAGUCAAGCAUCUCCUGUAAAAUCUCCCGUAAAAGCUAAAGAGCAAGUAUCGUCGCCAAGAAAAUCCAAAGAGCCAGUUAAUUGUAAUACACCAAUUAUAAAGAAAGUGAUACCGAAAUCAGAUUACUCAUCCCCCCAGCGAGUUAAAAACGAUAUUGUUGUAACAAAAAAGGAAUUCAAAAGCCCCAAGAGUAGCCUCACUCGUCGUAACUCAGAUGUAUCUGUCGAGAUAAACAUAUCACAUAGAAACGACAUUCAGAUCGAAGUACAAGUUGAAGAAAGAGACGCCCCCAUCAGUAUCACGUACGACGCUGGCUUGGAUACCGCCAAUAAUGUGGUCAUCAAGGAAUUAGAAGAUGAAAGUCCAAAAAAAGAAAUCAAGGCAAUAGAAAUGGAGACGAAGAAUGAUAAGAGUGGUCUCCGUCAGAAUGUUAAAUCGAGAUUGGAUCGGCUUGGGAACUUGUAUUCAGAUAAACCAAAUCUAUCCUCACCUAUUCACCGGACGGAACAACAGUUCACAUGUGAUACCCCUCCCCUGGUGCCAGAGGAGAAGCCGAAGGUGGAGAGGACUGAGGGUAGGAGGAAGUUUGGGAGACUGGCCGCCCUCGCUGACCAGAUCAAUAACUGGGAGGACGAUCUCAGCCAUCACAGCUUUCAACCAGAUGUUAAGAAAAGUAGCACAAAAGAAGAGAAGCAUGAAUCUUCAACGCUGGAUGUGUCGAUACACUCUAUAAAAGACAUCGACCGAGCGCUGCAGUCGGUUAAGAAGCCGUCGAAGCCGAAUCCAGCUCACACAUUCAUUAAGCCGAUGAAUGAAUGCCAACGACUGGACAAGAGAAUUGUAGCCGAGCUGGAGAGCGAGGGUUACCGCCGCGUAUCUGCCAGCCAAUCGCGGCUGGUGUACGAUUUCGUUCGAAACCGACAGGAGCCGAAGACGGCAACCCCCAGUGCGACAUCAGCCCCCAACAUGGCGACACUGAUAGCGUCGCCGGUCGUUAAGAAACCCUCCAUCAAGAAGUACAGAGCACCGACACCCCCCGGUAAAAUAAUAGACGAGAAUAGCUGUGACAAGGACAAGGAGAACAACGAACUAGAUCAUGGUAAUGAUGAAAACAGUGCGUGUGAUAAGGCCGAUGACAAGCCGGCGACGGAUUCCCCGGCCAGGAGAGCCGUCAGGCGCACCAGCGACGACAGGGGCUCCGUGAUGUCCAAAGCAGCCAUGUUCGAGUCCGGCAGCCCCCGGACUAGAGAGAAAGACCCGGCCGAAAUGUCGCUUAGGGAACGGAAGGCUUUGUUUGAAAAGAAUAAGGGCGCCGCCAUAGUGCCUAAGGCCCCGUUCGGACUCGCACCCUCGGUCAGGACGCUCCACGGCGAUAAAGACGCAAAGAAACCAGCGCAAAGGACACCGACCAAAAACACCCCGGAAAAAACUAGCUCUAAUUCAAAGGACAGUCUGUCUGAGGACAGCAUAAGUCAGUCCUCGUUGGGUGGAGGGAUUAAAGGAAAGUUAGCAGCGCUGUUCAAUAAGGAACAGACGAUCAGCGAGACCAACAUUGCCAAUAAAUACAGACAGGAGAGGGACAGGGAGAUGGAAAUGUUGCAAAAUAGAUUCCACUAUAAGCCAAAUCCGAAUCCUAAACCCGAAAACAAUGAAUCAGACGAUGACAAUGACCACGAGUCUGAGAAGGCUCCGCUGAUGGGCAGCACGGCCAGUCUGGCGGCCGCCAAGAAACCUGAGAUCAUUGCCAACGUACCAAAGUCGGACAAACCCGAGAAAGUCGAUGAGAAGACGCAACCGGCCAAGAGACGGAGUUCGCAGGACUCGCCGGUGGUCCUGUCAGUGCUCGAGGAGGUCAAAAGGAUCAAAGUAAACAAUAGCAAAGAGAGCGGGCCCAUAGUCAGCCAGCCGUCCGGCCUGUACCCUCGUCUGUCGGACAUCGAGACGGACAACUCCAACAGCCACGAGGAGUACUCGGACUGCGGCGGCUCUAGUACCGAGGACAUUAAGGGCAAGCUGGACAAGUCAGACAACUGGGCUGAAACGUCCUUCGGACGGGAGGUGUUGAAUGUGGUGAAGAAAAAUAAUUCCAGCUACAAGAAAGCCGUUCAAAGUGACUCCGAUGAUGAAUCGGGUGCCUGCGAGAGUGAACUGGACGAGCUGUUAGAUGAAGCCUUGGAUGAUGAGGGACCGACGCCACCUAAGGUCAAUAAGGUUAUCGAGCAAGACAGUCUCUCGUCAUCAAGUUUCGUCUACCAGGACAACGUGGCGUUCAAGUCGCCGUUGAAGACACCGGCCAGGGACAGGGCCAACGAACUGGUCCAUAGCGUCAGCUUCUAUAGGAAGAUGCAGGCUUCUUCAACGCCGACGACUCCUAUGAGAGUAAUACGCCACGUGUCCCCCGAACGAGACUUCACCCCCGAGGUGGCUCCGGUCACCACGGUCAGGCAGAGGAUCAAGGAGCUGCACAACGAGAUCAACAAACAACAGACUGUUAUAUCACAGGCCAGUCAAGCUCUGAACCUGUGCGCUGCAACCAUCGAGUUCAGCGGCUCAACUGAACAGGCGGAGGGUGAGAGGUUGCUGUUGCUGGCGACUCACCGUCGUCAGGCUUGCCUCCACGAAGUUCAGAGGCUUCAAGUAGAGGGUGCAGGUCCAGCAGCUACAGCUGGGAAAGCCACCCUCAAUAUCAGUAACCUACGGAUACCUCUGAGGAGGGAUUACAUAAGACAACUCAAUGCGGAUGGCGCUGUAGGUCACCACGUGGUCUGUCUCCUCAAGUGCCGCGACCGAGUGCUGGCGACCAGCAUGCAGCUGACGAAGCCGAACGCGCCGCUACAGUUCCCAGAUGAAAUAAGAAUGGAAGGUCUCAAUGGGGACUUUAAGGUGACGGUCGAGAUUUAUCUGCUGCAAGCAUCCAAGGAAAUCUUACCUCACAACGUCAAAUAUCACAUCACUAACAAAAAGAGCGGUUCUAAAUUACUCACUCCCAAGUCCAAAGUGUCGGAACUGAAGGCCCCCCGGGUCGUCAGUCCCGGAGGCCCGCUGUCAGUGAGGAGUCCCCAGUUCGCCCUUCACGGCUACUGUAUCUUUGCACUACAACAGGCAGCAAGAAAAAGCUUUACACUCAACAAAGUACCGCCCGACAGUCCGCUAGAGGGCUCCAUCAGCACCGACAUAUCCGCUAGGGUCCUCGUGCCCCAGCCGGAGCCCCACGCGGCCUUCCUUACAGCCUUCGACGACGUGUCCGGUCUGGGGGCCUGGCACAGACGAUGGGUGAGACUGCAGCCUCCGCGCCUGACCUAUUGGAAAUACCCGGAUGACGUCACCAAAAAGAUGCCGAUCGGUGACAUUGAUCUGACGACGAUCAUCUCGGAGAAGGCGGUGAAGGCCCCCCGUGAUCUCUGCGCGCGACCUCACACUAUACUGCUGGAGGCUUCCGCGCCCCCCGGCCUCGACGCACCCGAGGGGGGCUCGCUGGUGUACGUGAGAGGGCCCAACGGGUCCGUCAUCAGGAGGCACCUUCUAGCAGCCGACACGGCAGCUGAUAGAGACGUCUGGCUGGACAAACUCAACCAGGCCUUGGAGUACGUGCGCUGUGCGCCCUCCGACAGCGAGUGACGUCACACAUGACGUAACCAUCCGACUUACAUCCCAGCCUCCACGACGUCCUCCGCCCCACCCAUAGUGACAGAAUUAGUAACGUUGAUUCACACCGUUUCCAGAAAUAAAGAAAUUUCAUAAAAAAAGUUGAAAACCUUGAUUCAGAUGUUAGAGCGAGUGACUCGGAGCUGGUGAGAUGGACAGCAUAUUAUAUAAAUUAUUUCUUAUACUUUUUUAAGAUGUUUUUUCUGAUGCGUUUUGUACCAUAGCGAUAUGACAGAGGUCGUUUUACUAACAUUAUGUCUAGUGUUAACUGUAUUAAGAAAAUUUCGUUUGUACUGGAACAUGGAAUUGUAUUUCUUAAUGUUAGUUUUAUAUAAGGCGUCGCGUUAGAACGUCUCCCGCCUUCUCGGUUUUUAUAUAAGAUUAUAUUAAAUUAAAUAAUUUUAUGUUUUAUGAAUUAACAUCAUUAUAUAAUUAGCAAUGCAAUCAUUUUCUUAUAUAUUUCAUUUUAAUAGCGCCCCAACAAAUAUAGUAUUAUUAUUAACAUUAUCUAUAAAUUGUCCGUUCAUGAUAUAUGUAUGUAUGUUCUGCCAUUUCUUCUUAACUCAUAUAAUAGAUUUUAACAAAUUUAUAUUAACGAUUUAGAAUUAUGAGGUUUGUACUGCAAUAACUUUGAAUGUAAAUAAAAUCAAUUUAUUUCAAUAAAUUACUAAUGCAUA